AUGGUGAUGACAUAUUAUGAAUGUAUAGAGAGGCUUUACAGGAAAGAAUUACUCCCCGAAGUCACAAUAAAAGCAUUAUGUUUCAAAUUAAAAGAAAUUUUGAUCAAAGAAAGUAAUGUUGUUUAUAUAAAUUCACCUGUUACAGUUGUUGGUGAUAUUCAUGGACAAUUUUAUGAUUUAAUUGAAAUUUUUAAAAUUGGAGGAUAUUGCCCUGAUACAAAUUAUUUAUUUUUAGGUGAUUAUGUUGAUAGAGGAAUGUUUAGUGUGGAAACUAUAACGUUACUUAUAUGUUUAAAAAUAAGGUAUCCAACAAGAGUUUUUUUAGUUAGAGGGAAUCAUGAAUCAAGACAAAUAACACAAAAUUAUGGAUUUUAUUCAGAAUGUCUAAGGAAAUAUGAUAAUCCAAAUACUUGGUAUUAUUUUACAGAUUUAUUUGAUUAUCUUAUAUUAUCAGUUGUUAUUGAUGAUUCAAUUUUUUGUACACAUGGAGGACUUUCACCAAAUGUUCAUACAAUUGAUCAAAUUAAAAUAGUGGAUAGAUUUAGAGAAAUUCCACAUGAAGGUGCAAUGGCUGAUUUAGUUUGGUCUGAUCCAGAUGAUGAAAAUCCAAAUUUUUCUUUAUCACCAAGAGGUGCAGGUUAUACAUUUGGUGUUGAUGUUGUUAAAAAAUUUCUUAAAAUGAAUAAAAUGGAUAAAAUCCUUAGAGCUCAUCAGUUAUGUAAUGAUGGUUAUCAAUUAUAUUUUAAAGGUUUAGUAACUACAGUUUGGUCUGCACCUAAUUAUUGUUAUCGUUGUGGUAAUAAGGCAUCUAUUAUGGAAAUUUAUAAUAAAGAAGAUCAUUUUUUCAAUGUUUUUGAAGAAGCUCCAGAAAAUGCUGAACAAUGGGGUAAAAUGGAUCCAAUAACAGGUGAAGAGCAACCACAAAUGGAUAUGAGACCAAAACCAGUUGAAUAUUUCUUAUGA
Hansenula ciferrii is the source of this 963-nucleotide messenger RNA. It is a transcript of the gene PPG1, whose product is annotated as putative serine/threonine-protein kinase PPG1. Gene Ontology annotation, molecular function: protein serine/threonine phosphatase activity. The coding region runs from base 1 to 963 and encodes 320 amino acids. The transcript is spliced from 2 exons. Gene Ontology annotation, biological process: peptidyl-serine dephosphorylation. Gene Ontology annotation, cellular component: FAR/SIP/STRIPAK complex. Lineage: Eukaryota; Fungi; Ascomycota; Saccharomycetes; Phaffomycetales; Wickerhamomycetaceae. The record is from RefSeq and is a predicted model, not a curated record.